Molecule: messenger RNA, 2373 nt
Organism: Acipenser ruthenus (sterlet)
Lineage: Eukaryota; Metazoa; Chordata; Actinopteri; Acipenseriformes; Acipenseridae
Product: lysophospholipid acyltransferase 7
Exons: 9
Coding region: 142-1569 (475 amino acids)
Biological process (GO): lipid modification; phosphatidylinositol biosynthetic process
Cellular component (GO): membrane; mitochondria-associated endoplasmic reticulum membrane contact site
Molecular function (GO): lysophospholipid acyltransferase activity
Source: RefSeq, a predicted model, not a curated record
CCACGAUUGAGAAAUGCUUCACAGAGGUUAAUGCUCUUAUUAGUGUUUGCUUAUAACGCAGUGGUAUCUUUAUAACUGCUGCCACUUGUGCUGUAAGCGUGUUUUAAUCCAAGAUACUACACAAGGCCUGGUGUUUGAAGCAUGUCUCCGGAAGAGCUGACGUACCUGCUGGUUUUAGCCGUGUCCAUUCCGGUGGGGUUCCUGUUCAAGCAUUUCACUCCUCCGGUGAAGCAGGGGGCAGCGCUGAUCCUGGGCCUGGCUUUGACAGUUGCUACCUGUGGGAUCCACACCCUGCAUUCUCUCAUCACAGUGCUAGGCACCUGGGGCAUCAUCACGUACAGCUGGAGGUUUGCCCCCUCCCUUGCUCUCUCCUGGUCGUUUCUCUACCUGCUGUUUUUCCGGCUGGUCACAUGGUUUGGUCUGCCCGCCCCCACGCCGUUCACCAACGCAGUGCAGCUGCUGCUCACACUCAAGAUGGUGAGCCUGGCCAAUGAGGUCCAAGCCUUCCACCUGGCCAAGAAACAGGAAGUGAGCUCGUUCAGCAAGUCCUCUGUGAUUGGCCACAUCUCCAAGGUUCCCUCCCUCUACGAUGUGCUGUGUUACAGCUACUGUUACAUCGGCAUCAUGACUGGCCCGUUCUACCGCUAUCAGACCUACGAGGACUGGCUGUGUCAGCGCACCCCGGGUUCGAUCCCAGCGCUGACCCCGUGUGUGCAGCGGCUGCGCUGGGUCCCGCUGUACGCAGCGCUCUUCCUGGGCGUGUCCGCCGUCUUCCCUCUCGCACACGUGCGCUCCGAGGACUUCCUGCAGCAUCACUUCCUGUACAGACUGUUCUACAUGGUUCCGGUGUUCUUUGUGUUCCGGAUGCGGUUCUAUGCUGCCUGGUGCACAGCGGAGGCAAGCUGCAUCGCUGCAGGACUGGGGGCCUACCCAGAGGGGGCGCUGUCCAAGCCAGGAGGGGGGCCCACAGUGGAGUACAGCCCCGCCCCGGACUCUCCUGUCCUCUAUGACUUUGAGACGGUGCGCAACAUCGACUGCUACAACACCGACUUCUGUGUGAAAGUGAGGCACGGCAUGCGCUACUGGAACAUGAGUGUGCAGUGGUGGCUCCACAAUUACAUCUACCGCAACGCGCCCUUCCGAUCGUACGUCAUGAGAGCUGCCUGGACCAUGUUUAUCAGUGCGUACUGGCACGGGCUCCAUGUCGGCUACUACCUGUCCUUCCUCACAAUCCCGCUGUGCCUGGCUGCAGAGACCUCCAUGGAGCGCGGGGUGCGGAGCCGCCUCUCCCCUGCGGGGCAGUACUGGUUCGAUUGGGUGCACUGGUUCCUGAAGAUGCGGGCCUACGACUACAUGUGCAUGGGCUUCGUGCUGCUGAGCUGGGGAGACACGCUGCGCUACUGGGGCUCCGUGUACUACUGCAUCCAGGUGGUGGCGCUGCUGUGCAUAGUGCUGGGGCAGGGGCUGGGCAAGGGAAGGGGAGGGGAGCAGAGGGAGAAGAAAGGGGGGGAGGAGAAGCAGGAGGGGAGGGAGGAGGAGGAGACGGAGAAGAGAGAGAAGAGAGAGUGAGGAGGAGAAGAGGGAGAGAGUGAGGAGGAGAAGAGGGAGAAGAGAGAGUGAGGAGGAGAAGAGGGAGAAGAGAGAGUGAGGAGGAGAAGAGGGAGAGUGAGGAGGAGAAGAGGGAGAAGAGAGAGUGAGGAGGAGAAGAGGGAGAAGAGAGAGUGAGGAGGAGAAGAGAGUGAGGAGGAGAAGAGGGAGAAGAGAGAGUGAGGAGGAGAAGAGGGAGAAGAGAGAGUGAGGAGGAGAAGAGGGAGAAGAGAGAGUGAGGAGGAGAAGAGGGAGAAGAGAGAGUGAGGAGGAGAAGAGGGAGAAGAGAGAGUGAGGAGGAGAAGAGGGAGAAGAGAGAGUGAGGAGGAGAAGAGGGAGAGUGAGGAGGAGAAGAGGGAGAAGAGAGAGUGAGGAGGAGAAGAGGGAGAAGAGGGAGUGAGGAGGAGAAGAGGGAGAAGAGAGAGUGAGGAGGAGAAGAGGGAGAAGAGAGAGUGAGGAGGAGAAGAGGGAGAAGAGAGAGUGAGGAGGAGAAGAGGGAGAGUGAGGAGGAGAAGAGGGAGAAGAGAGAGUGAGGAGGAGAAGAGGGAGAGUGAGGAGGAGAAGAGGGAGAAGAGAGAGUGAGGAGAAGAGGGAGAAGAGAGAGUGAGGAGGAGAAGAGGGAGAGUGAGGAGGAGAAGAGGGAGAAGAGAGAGUGAGGAGGAGGAGAGGGAGAGUGAGGAGGAGAAGAGGGAGAAGAGAGAGUGAGGAGAAGAGGGAGAAGAGAGAGUGAGGAGGAGAAGAGGGAGAAGAGAGAGUGAGGAGGAGAAGAGGGAGAAGAGAGAGUGA